Lasiosphaeria miniovina is the source of this 1071-nucleotide messenger RNA. RefSeq names its product nucleophile aminohydrolase. The transcript has a single exon. The record is from RefSeq and is a predicted model, not a curated record. The coding region runs from base 1 to 1071 and encodes 356 amino acids. Gene Ontology annotation, biological process: protein deglycosylation. Gene Ontology annotation, molecular function: asparaginase activity; beta-aspartyl-peptidase activity; N4-(beta-N-acetylglucosaminyl)-L-asparaginase activity. Gene Ontology annotation, cellular component: cytoplasm. Lineage: Eukaryota; Fungi; Ascomycota; Sordariomycetes; Sordariales; Lasiosphaeriaceae.
AUGUCGCGAGCGCUCCCCUCGCCGGGGCUACCGAUGGUCAUCAACACUUGGGGCGGGCCAUUCACGGCUGCCACUGAUGCUGCGUAUCUAGCGCUUCUGACGGAAGGCUCUUCGGCUCUGGACGCCGUCGAGACUGGCUGCGCUACAUGCGAGCGCAACCAGUGCGACUCUACCGUCGGCUUCGGUGGCUCACCUGACGAGGCCUGCGAGACGACGCUCGACGCGCUCCUCAUGGAUGGCACCACCAUGAAGUCCGGCGCAGUGGCGGGGCUGCGGCGCGUUCGCGACGCCGUCUCGGUCGCUCGUUUUGUGCUUGAGCGCACUUCGCACUCACUGCUAGUCGGCGAUCACGCCACACGCUUCGCCGUUGAGAGCGGCUUCCGCGAGGAGCACGAGAUAGCAGACGACGGGGCCGGCCUGUGGACGCCAGCGUCGCGUGCGCAGUGCGACGCCUGGAAGCGCGCCAAUUGCCAACCCAACUAUCGCAUCAAUGUUGUACCAAACCCCGCCUCGUCCUGUGGGCCGUACACACCCUCGCCCGUAGACGCGUCGUCCCUUGCCAACCUUGCGACGACGCUGUCUCCCGCCUCAUCUCACGACACCAUCUCCAUGGUGGCGAUCCACGCGUCCGGCCCGAUGGCGGCUGGCACCUCGACAAAUGGCGCAUCGCACAAGAUCCCGGGCCGUGUCGGGGACGGCCCUAUCGUCGGGAGUGGGUCGUAUGUUGAUGGGGACGUGGGCGGCUGUGGCGCGACCGGCGAUGGCGACAUUAUGAUGCGCUUCUUGCCUUGCUACCAGGCAGUGGAAAACCUGAGGCGAGGCAUGCCUCCCCAGGAAGCUGCCGAGGACGCGGUAAGGCGGAUGGUGCGCAAGUAUCCGAACAUUGCAAGCGGCAUCGUUGUAGUGGACAGGCAUGGCGAGCACGGCGCUGCGGGUUCGGGUUGGACGUUCACGUACGCGUUUAGGGGGGGCUCAAUGAACGCGACCGAAGUGAUUACGGUCCCGCCAGUCGAGUUUGGCCAAGAACCAAUGUACAGACAGGACACAUCGGAGCGAGUAUACGAGUUGUAA